AUGUCCUCUAAACACUUUCUAGUGUUCCUUUUGGGAGUGGCGUUUCUCACCACUACUUCUAGCUUUGCAAACUAUUGUAAGCCGCCUGUUGAAAAAUUAUUGUUUGAGAAUAUACCUUCAUUUGAGGAUUCUUCCACUGAUGAAUCCCUGCUAAAUGAUCACACUUUUGACAUACAACCCGUUGAAGAGCCACCUGUUAAGAACGCACUACCAAUUUUUAAAACUGCAACUGGGAAACCAUCUGUAUACAAGUCAUCAGAGAAACCACUAGUUUAUAAGCCUCACAUUAUGAAAGAAUCGAUAAAAAUCAAGUCAAACAAACCACCGUUGCCACCACCUAUUAGUCCUUCACCGCCAAUUGAGAUACCCAUUUAA
Molecule: messenger RNA, 375 nt
Organism: Neltuma alba
Lineage: Eukaryota; Viridiplantae; Streptophyta; Magnoliopsida; Fabales; Fabaceae
Product: repetitive proline-rich cell wall protein 2-like
Exons: 1
Coding region: 1-375 (124 amino acids)
Source: RefSeq, a predicted model, not a curated record